Anguilla rostrata (American eel) is the source of this 1945-nucleotide messenger RNA. Its product is annotated as putative potassium channel regulatory protein. Bases 417 to 1187 code for a protein of 256 amino acids. Gene Ontology annotation, molecular function: protein binding. Gene Ontology annotation, cellular component: endoplasmic reticulum. The transcript has 2 exons. Gene Ontology annotation, biological process: negative regulation of delayed rectifier potassium channel activity; protein homooligomerization. Lineage: Eukaryota; Metazoa; Chordata; Actinopteri; Anguilliformes; Anguillidae. The record is from RefSeq and is a predicted model, not a curated record.
UUUAAACUCAGAUCGUCCGAUAGGCCACAUUAUAGCUUCACUCUCAAAGGACGAAGGGUAAAACCAAAUCCAAACAAAACCACUGGCCUUUAAAAAUGACUGCCAAUGCAUUUUAUAAUUUGGGUUUGCGCUUCUUCUCUUUGAAAUAAAAACAUCCACAAAAGUUAGACUUUGCAAGUUUUUAACCAUUGGUGGUUUAUGGUUAUUUCCCCAACUGGCAAGUUAACAAACAUAGGCUAGCCUACGUUUCUUCCCCUGUGAAUUUGGCAUUGCACUUCUAAACCUGAAAGGACGCCCAUAGCAACACUAUUUGCGUUUUAAUUUUGUUUGCGUCUGUUGCCGGGAGAAAUGAACAGCGUCACCUCCCAACUGUAGCCCAGGUGUCUUGGACUCCGACUUCUGACCGCACCGUUUGAAUGAAAAUGAGCACUCAAGAUAUUUUAACAAUAAACGUUGGGGGACAAAAAUUCACCACCACAGCGGCAACACUGAAAAAGCAUCCUGACUCCAGGCUUGCGCGUAUGCUGGAUGGUUCCGAUUCUGAAUUUCGAAUCUUUGGCGGCGAGGUUUUCGUGGACAGAGAUGGAACCUUAUUUAAGUACAUACUGGACUACAUAAGGACCUAUCAAGUCUCACUACCACCCGAAUUCUUCGACUUUGAAGGAUUGAAGCGUGAGGCGGAGUUCUACGAGGUGCACGCACUGGCAGAGUUUCUUGGCAGAGGUGGCUGUCGUCCAACGUCAGAAUUAUUAGAGUUGCGCUUCUCAAUUCAGGACAUACACGGAUUCUUUAGAUUAUUCUGCUCGCGGAGCAGCACUCUGGAGACACUGGCCACGAGAAUAUCCGUGUACGCCGAGCAGCCGGCGGCAAAUUGGAAUUGCACCCACCAGCAGCAAAAACCUAUGAUACCUGUGCCGCUGCAACGGCCCUCUCAUCAUGACGUCGUCUUCCAGUGUGGCACAGAUUACUCUUCCGGGGACGAGUUCGCUGCAAGGUAUGUGACUAUACUCCCAGAUGACAGAAAGCUGUUGAACGGAACCAACAUACUUGGUUUACUGGUGGACACGCUUCUGGGAGAAGGAUUCCGACUUGUAAGCACGCGGACAGUAUCCUCAGAAGAAAAGGUGGAGUGUUACACGUUUGAGAGAAAUAAGAUUCCUCACGUUCUUACGAUAAACGAUAGUUAGAGAACAAACAGAACUUAAAUUCACCUAAACGUGUCCAAGAAAACAUGGAGAAAAUAGAAGCUUUCGGCUGUUCGCGCACUUUUAUCAGCCAAAAUAUUGCCUGUUCACGUGUAUAAAUAUCUAAGGAAUUCAAACAACUUUCUCAUUGGGGACACAGGAGCCAGUACGCUAUCGUUUCCCUGAAGGUGGCGACACCGCAUUGUCGGAUGGGGUGAUAACUUUCGAUCAGUAAAAAUGGCGUCAAUAAAAUGUCAAGCUUCAUGUAGAUAACUUCCCAUACUCUACUUUACUUGGACCUAUCAAAAUUAAAUCACUUAAUUGCAUACCUGUUGGUAAGUUUUGAAACAAGUAUUCCCCUUAGGACAAAACUGACGUAGCUUUACGCAAUAAAAAAAAACCAGAAAAAAUUCACGAAAACAUUUUAUUUCAAAUAGCAUUUACAAAUAAACAUUUGUACCAAAACACGGGCGAUUAAAUGUACACGAAUGUCGCACGUUAUCUUCGGUGCAGUCAUGUCAUUCGUGGUCAACACCAGCUGAUGCAACUCAAUUGUAACCGGCGCAGUGUAUCAUUACAUCUUCACAUAUUUAUAGCAAUCAGUUGGUUCUGAAAUGCACAAUGCUGUGCAUCACAGGGGCAAAUGGCGCGCGCGCCCUCGGUAACGCCAGGACACAUCAACACAAUAGAAACCAAAUGGUUGCAUCAUACUUUUCUACAAUCUCUAAAGUGGGAUUCUGAAAACUCCAGGAAACUGGACG